ACAACGUCAUGAGUGUCUCACCGGCCAAUGAGAUGUUUGAUACUCACUGGUCGUGUUUCACGGUAGCGGUGGCUGGUGCAUUUCUUCAGAGGGAAAUACAGUGUUGUUAUUCAUGAUGCAGUUCAUGCUUCUGUUCAGUCGACAAGGUAAGCUUAGGCUUCAGAAAUGGUACAUACCUUUGUCUGAUAAGGAGAAAAAGAAGAUCACCAGAGAGCUGGUGCAGACAGUCCUGGCUCGAAAGCCCAAAAUGUGCAGCUUUCUAGAGUGGAGAGACCUCAAGAUUGUAUAUAAGAGAUAUGCCAGCUUGUACUUCUGCUGUGCCAUAGAGGACCAGGACAAUGAGCUCAUCACACUGGAGAUCAUCCACAGAUAUGUGGAGCUGCUGGAUAAAUACUUUGGCAGUGUUUGUGAGCUGGACAUCAUUUUCAACUUUGAGAAGGCCUACUUCAUUCUGGAUGAAUUCUUAUUGGGUGGGGAGGCACAGGAGACGUCCAAAAAGAAUGUAUUAAAGGCCAUUGAGCAGGCCGACCUGCUACAGGAGAGCCAGAAUGAAGACUGGGGAAGCUUGCCAAAUGAGGAGCUCUUGUAAUGGGUCUAAAGUGCAUCCAUGCCUCCAUCCAGGCAGUUGGUAACUACUAGACUGGUGUAGUCACACCCGUUUUUCAAUCAUGGCAGUUCUAGGGCUGGUUCAGAGCAAGUGCCUAAUUUGGAACCAGUUCUUUGUGUUAUGAUAGCCAAAGAACUGGCUCUGGGCCAGGAAAACUGCUUCUAACUUGGCACCAACUCUCUGCUGGUCAAGAACUAAGAACUGCUUACAUCAGGAGCUGGGGGUGGGAUUAUUGUGACCGAAGACCAAAUAAAACUCUGUGACCGCCAUAAAAAAAAAAACAAACAAACAGCAAGAGAGUAGUGCUGUCUUGCCUAACUUUUAAUACCAAAGGAAAAACAUGAGCUUCAUUGACAUGAAAUUGAACUAGCAGUGAACUGUAGAGAAGACAAACUGUUAGCUAGCAUAAGGAUAAAGCUAACAAAGGCUAACAUCUUACAUUCAGUGUUUAAUAUGAAUCAAAACAUGUUAAGUAAUUACCCUUCUUUUGGAACAUAAUUGCUAUCUAUAGAAAUUAUGAUCAGCAGCACAAACACAUUGGACCAGUCAUGUUUAGAUUCCAGUGUAGGCUUGCAAAGCCAGGAGCAGUAUUACAAAGGAGACAAUGAAGUCCACCAUUGUUGUUAUUGUUCUUGGCACUAGCAUUGCUGGGGAAGCAGAGGCAUAUUCAGACAUAUGCAGUGAUGUAAUUAUGUGGCUCUCUAGCUCGUGCAAAAACUGGUUCUUAAAAGGUUCGCAAGUUGAACCACCUCCAAACUGGCUCUAGCACCAGCCCAGAACUAGCACUUAGUUCGUGUUCAGUCAGCAUGGGUUUUCAGUGCUGCGUGCUGUGAACUUUUACAUGCAUGCACUUCUGUCACUUUGACUGUCUCAUAACUCUUGAGUGAUAAAUAUGGGACAUGACACAACAUAAAGGUGAUGACAGGCAUGAACAUGUCUGAAUAAACUCAGUUUCAAUAACGGGCAGCAUAUUUCAACACUUCAAUUUGGUUCAAGUAGCUGGUGUCAUAUUUUAAAUUUGGAUAAUCUUGAUUUAUAAUUUUUAAAAAGUUAAAAUUGGAAUUCUAACUGUAAUUUGAAGUGAAAGAACUGUGCUGCCUGUGUGAAGACUAGCCUGUUGUUAUACUAACAGCACUGAGUGACACUGGUCAUUUGAAUGAUUUUUGAAUAGUAACACUGUUACCACAGUAUUCUACAUUUACUUGUGCUAACACUAAUUCUGCAGGUUUUUGUAUGUCUUGUUAAUUGACCCAAGAUUAUCAUCUAAGAUACUAAAGGAUAAGAAUGGUUGUACUCUUUAUUUGUAUUAUUCCUAACUAAUUCCAUAAGAAAAUCAAAACAAACUAUGUAUCUAUGUGCCCCUCAACACUCUAUGGCUGAACACAUGUCGACGGUGGGACAAAAAAACGCUGACAAAUAAGCUAUGUCUUUGGAAAUGACAAUACCUUAAAUCCUAAGUGACAUGCUCAAGCCAGAAUAUGAAAGUGGACAGCAGGAGAAACCGCAGCGGCAUUAAUUAAUUUGAGUUUCUCCUCCAUAGAUAGGUUAAAAACAGUAUAUGUACCAAUGAAAAGAGAUUUAUAACACUCUAAAUAAAGCAGGUAAGAGAAAACUCACAUUUAAACUGGCAUAAUGCAGACAUAGUGACUUCUCCAGCCUUACAAAAAUUCUCUUUAAUAUUACAGAAACAACGUAUUAAAAGACAUGCAACGUGUGUUUGGUUUUUUUUUUUUUUUUAGACUUACCAUUAAGUCCCACCAAGUAGUGGAAACAUCAGUCCCUUUCAAGUAGCUCCAAGGUCGGUAAAUCCAAUCGGUGGUCAUUGAGUC
Molecule: messenger RNA, 2436 nt
Organism: Monopterus albus (swamp eel)
Lineage: Eukaryota; Metazoa; Chordata; Actinopteri; Synbranchiformes; Synbranchidae
Product: AP-1 complex subunit sigma-2
Exons: 5
Coding region: 113-589 (158 amino acids)
Biological process (GO): vesicle-mediated transport; intracellular protein transport
Cellular component (GO): AP-1 adaptor complex; membrane coat
Molecular function (GO): clathrin-cargo adaptor activity
Source: RefSeq, a predicted model, not a curated record